Molecule: messenger RNA, 909 nt
Organism: Penicillium malachiteum
Lineage: Eukaryota; Fungi; Ascomycota; Eurotiomycetes; Eurotiales; Aspergillaceae
Product: flavin reductase family protein
Exons: 1
Coding region: 1-909 (302 amino acids)
Molecular function (GO): FMN binding
Source: RefSeq, a predicted model, not a curated record
AUGAUCUGUUCCGCAUCUGCUGCCAUCAAUACGGAGCAAUGUGACACAGUAGCAGCCGAGAAAAGUUACAAGAUUGUCCAAGAUAUUACCAAUUUUGCGGAGACUGAAGCCCAACGCCAAGAAUUCGAUCAUGACAGGCCUAUUGAAAUCACGAAAUCACCUUACUCUGAAUGGAAAUAUGGUGAAGGUGUACCAGAUAAUGGAGCAAGUCUUGUUCAAAAGCAUCAUGAAAUCGAUCCAUACCAUCCCGAUCGACCAAUGAUCAACAACUAUCGCCUACUGGUCUCUGGCAUCGCUCCCCGACCAGUCGGCUUUUUGAGUACUGUCAACAAGCAAGGGCAGAAGAAUCUCUCGCCUUUUAGUUACUUCCAGGUCAUUGACCAUGAUCCACCGAUGUUUAUUGUUGGGUUCUCAUCUCGCCCUGGACGUGUUAAGGAUACAUACCGCAACUUGAAAGAAACUGGGGAAUGUGUCAUCAACACUGUCUCCGAGAAUAUGAUCGAAGCUGUCAAUGCCACUUCGAUCGAUGCACCCUAUGGUGUAUCGGAGUGGGAGAUCUCUGGUCUCCACGAAGCCCCUUCAACAACUGUGAAACCUCCGCGCGUUGCAGAGUCUGUCUUCAAUAUUGAAGGUAAGGUGAUUGAUAUUAAAGAAUUCCAUGAUCAUCAAAAACCGGGAAUGAGUAUUGCUGCGACAGUCCUGAUAAAGGCCACUCGUUUCUGGGUCAAGGAAGGCACAGCCAAUUCAGAUUAUAGCCAUAUCGACUUGGAGAAGCUACGACCGGUUGCACAACUUGGUGGUGUCUCGUAUGGUCGUAUCGGAUCGACAUUUGAACGACCACGCAAAAAGUGGGAUGAGGAAGUCUCAAAUAGUGAACUUCUGGCCAAAUUGGAUAAGAAAAAGAUCUAA